Messenger RNA from Sorghum bicolor (sorghum), 585 nucleotides. RefSeq names its product fibroin heavy chain. Lineage: Eukaryota; Viridiplantae; Streptophyta; Magnoliopsida; Poales; Poaceae. The coding region runs from base 94 to 411 and encodes 105 amino acids. The transcript has a single exon. The record is from RefSeq and is a predicted model, not a curated record.
CGUACGUACGUGCUCUCCUAUACAGAAACCGUUUCGUCCCGUCGGCCGGCCGCCGUCGCCUAGGCAGUGGGCAACUGGGCAGAGGACGGCGGCAUGGACAGGAUCCUGGCCAUGUCCCUCGUCGGCGCGGGGCCCUGCAACGUCUUCGGCCCCGGCAUGAGCGCCGGCGCGCUGGAGAGCUUCGCCCGCGACGCGGGGCGCGCCAAGGCGGAGGGCAACAGCCGGGGUGGUGGUGCGGCGGCGGGCGGCACAAGAUCGGCGUCGGCGGGGAGUGGUGGUGGGAAGCGCGCCGCCGAGAGGACGGGCGAGAAGGAGGCGAACAGUGGCGCCAGCACGAACGCGACGCGGUCCUGCCCGGCGUUGGACUUCGACGAGAGGUUCUGCUUCGACGCCGUCGUCGCUCCGUACUGACAUGCAGUAUGCACGCUGCACGGCGCGCCGUGAUCCAAGUUCUUGGCGAGUUCUUUGUUUGGACAAGAUGUUAGGACUUCGCAUGUGUUUUUGACUGGUGAAGUUGUGAAAAAAAAUGGGAUGAUGUUUUUUUUAGUAUACAAAAAGCAAAUCGCAACAAAAAGGUUGAGCGAC